AUCCAUUGCACCUCUUUUUUUUAUUUUUUCUCUCUCCCCUUUUUUACAUGUGCUUACAUUGCGUUUUUAUAUACCCUUCAUUAUUACAACCGUCUCACUACUAAAAAAGGAAGAACAAAAAAAAAAAAAAAAAAAAGGAAAGAAACAGAAGAAAAAGAGAUAAUAUACGCGUUCUCAAUGAGUUUUGACAAGAAAAAAGGAUCGUCCCAUAUUCCAAACCAUGAUGCCAAUAAUAAAGUAUUCGCGGCCAUUUUAAAAACGUUGAUAAAUAUGGAGAAUAAUACACCCACCUCUCCGAAAGCUUUAGCCGAUACUAUUGUUAAACAUCGUGGUCAACCAGCAGCAUUAACUUCUCUCAAAAGACCUCAACACAUUGACAGUAGCCAUGACAACCAGUUGUCAAUGGAUGUCAAACGCAACCGGACUUUGAAUCCGUUUCAAAUCAAAGAGAUCGUCAUUGGCAAUAUGCAAUGUUACCAGCUGGAUGAUGAAGAUCAAAUCAAAGUCCUACGCUUUAUUGCAUUGAUACAACCAAAGGAUGAUCAUAAACAAAGUAACCAAUUAAAAAAAGACUAUAUUAAUGCCACUCAUUUACGGAAAGCUGCUACACCCGUGCUUGGUGAAGGUAUCUUUGACACACAGAAAGAAACGCUGGUCGUCAUUAUUACCAAAGGUCCCUUAGAAAGCCGAGGCGCAUGGGUGCCAUUGUACAGAGCGAGAGAACUAAUUGAAGAGUUUGAGAUUGAAAGCUCGGUUGGCUUAACAAAACUCUUGAGUGAUCAUCCUGUUGAUUCCCCAGCCAACAUCAGUAUCCAAAGAGAGAAACCGGUUGUAAUUAUACCCAGUCGAAAGCAUGCGAAAAUUGCGCCUUCCACCAAACACCUCACGACUUCUGAAAUUUUAAAAUCCAUGAAUAUUCAAGCCCUCAACCUUUCUGCACUUCAACACAUGAUGGCUGUUAUGCCUCACUUGGCUUCACAAAUAUUACCACCACAACCACAACUACCACAAUCAAUACCACCAUCACCAUCCACAUCACCCUCACCCAUAUUGGUGGAGACCCCACCACCACCACCCAGUAUACCCAUUGUUUAUCCUAUUCAACCUACAGAUCCACCCAUGACCAUCACACUGCUUGACAACGUGACUGUCUGUAUUGCCAUCUUGCGGAAACAAGAAGAAGAGGAAGGAACAGAAACCGAAUAUCGCCUGAUGCGUCGACUGGAUACGGGAUAUAUCAACGGUACACAGCUCUUGACGGCUGGUGGUAUUGAUACCGAGAGUGAACGUAGUAUGAUCCUUAGUUUUGAAAUGAGUCGAGUUCGUAUCUUGAACAAGGCCAGUCAAUUGUAUGGUACCUGGAUUCCUUGUAGACGAGCUCAAGAAUUGGCGGCUACUUGUUCUAUACAACAUAAAUUGGGACCGUUUUUGGAUGGCGAUGUUGAAUCCUUGUUCCCGAGCCCUUUACCAGCAGUGAAAAGAAGACAAAGUGUACCCGUCCCGAUACCCUUGACGGAGGAAAAAAAAGUCUUGUUGACACAUCCACAUCAUACAUUAAAAAUAGCAGAGAUGAACACACAACAUGCACCAUUAUUGGGUUGCUUUUCGGAGGAGGAAGGGGAAAAUGGUGGAGAGAGACAAGUGAAGGUGAUUGAUCCAUCCUUGACGGUCAAGCAUGAAUCGGAGUCUGAUAAUGAAGAGACGGAUACGGAUGAUGAUGUAGAACAAGUACGGAAAGAAAUGCGGCGUAAACGAGAUGCUGCUAUUGCCGCUAUGGCAAUAGGGGGAACAGAUGAGCAACCGUUAAAGAUAAAAAAGAAGCAGCGGCACAGACAUCAUCGCCAUAGAAAAGAAGAGAGAACAACAACAACAGGAGGAAAAUGGUCUGCUGCCAAAAUGGUGAGUCAAACCAAAUCAGUAAUCAUUAUCAAAAAGAAGGACUUGAAAAAGAAGGAUCCUGUGACGCACACAAUGGUGAAUGAAGAUGAUGAAGAUGAAGAUGUCGAUAUUGGCGGCUCUGACAAUGAUGAUGAUUUAAGAUGAUUAUUCCCACCUUUUAUUAAAAAUCAUUUAAGAAACUGUUGAAAAAGAAAAAAAAGAAAAAACUUGUUUUUUUAUAGCAGUUGCUCAUUUUUAAAGUUAGAUAAAAUCUGCAAUUG
Molecule: messenger RNA, 2159 nt
Organism: Mucor mucedo
Lineage: Eukaryota; Fungi; Mucoromycota; Mucoromycetes; Mucorales; Mucoraceae
Exons: 4
Coding region: 178-2043 (621 amino acids)
Cellular component (GO): MBF transcription complex; SBF transcription complex
Molecular function (GO): transcription regulator activity; DNA binding
Source: RefSeq, a predicted model, not a curated record